AGAAAAUGAAAUCUGACUUUUUUUAGUGAAGGAAACACAAAACUGUUAUGAUGAUGGUUUUUUAACUUAUUUCUUUUUUCCAAGGCCCAAAUGAGCUCAUGGCUUGUUCGGUGACCCGAUUCUUCCGGUAAAACAGAGCCUGAAACCAUAUUCUUCGGUCAGAUUGGUGGUCUUUUAUAAUUUUCUCAAGCCAAAAAUAGCUGGAGACGUGUCAAUAGUGGCUGAGAUAUUGGUUUUUAGAAGAAAAAACUAAUGGCUCAGAUUAGUUUAUGGUCAAACGAUAUUAAGGGGCUAAGUUGUUUCCCUUCUGCAGAAAUUUUUGAAAACCCAUUUCAGGACGGGGCGUUUCAAAUAUUCCUGAAGCCUCUUUCUCUUCUUCAACGUAAAUUCAUCAGAGAUUGAAAAAUGGCAGACGGUGAAGAUAUUCAGCCGCUCGUAUGUGAUAAUGGGACUGGAAUGGUCAAGGCUGGUUUUGCAGGUGAUGAUGCUCCAAGAGCUGUAUUCCCAAGUAUCGUUGGUCGUCCACGUCACACGGGAGUGAUGGUUGGAAUGGGACAAAAGGAUGCAUACGUUGGAGACGAGGCACAGUCGAAACGUGGUAUCUUGACUCUCAAGUAUCCAAUCGAACAUGGUAUUGUUAACAAUUGGGAUGACAUGGAGAAGAUUUGGCAUCACACUUUCUACAACGAGUUGCGUGUUGCGCCCGAAGAGCAUCCGGUUCUGUUAACCGAAGCGCCGCUUAAUCCCAAGGCUAAUCGUGAGAAGAUGACACAGAUCAUGUUUGAAACUUUUAACACUCCUGCUAUGUAUGUUGCCAUUCAAGCUGUUCUCUCCCUCUAUGCCAGUGGUCGUACUACUGGUAUUGUUUUGGACUCUGGAGAUGGUGUGAGCCACACGGUUCCAAUCUACGAGGGUUAUGCGCUUCCACACGCAAUCCUGCGUCUUGAUCUUGCAGGUCGUGACCUAACCGACCACCUCAUGAAAAUCCUGACAGAGCGUGGUUACUCCUUCACCACAACUGCUGAGCGUGAGAUUGUUAGAGACAUGAAGGAGAAGCUCUCCUACAUUGCCUUAGAUUACGAGCAAGAGCUCGAGACUUCCAAAACAAGCUCAUCCGUCGAGAAGAGCUUUGAGCUGCCUGAUGGUCAAGUGAUAACCAUCGGGGCAGAGCGUUUCCGGUGCCCUGAAGUCCUGUUCCAGCCAUCCAUGAUCGGAAUGGAAAAUCCUGGAAUACAUGAAACUACUUACAACUCAAUCAUGAAAUGUGAUGUGGAUAUCAGGAAGGAUCUUUAUGGAAACAUUGUGCUCAGUGGUGGAACCACAAUGUUCGGCGGGAUUGGUGACAGGAUGAGUAAAGAGAUCACCGCGUUGGCUCCAAGCAGUAUGAAGAUCAAAGUGGUUGCGCCACCGGAAAGGAAGUACAGUGUUUGGAUCGGUGGCUCUAUCUUGGCCUCCCUCAGUACUUUCCAGCAGAUGUGGAUUGCGAAAGCCGAGUAUGAUGAAUCUGGACCGUCGAUCGUCCACAGGAAGUGCUUCUGAUCAAAUAUCACCAAGUAAAACAAGUGCGGUAAAAAUUUUGAUAAUCAUUUUUCCAUCCUGAAGCCGGUUUCUAUAAUUUACUUGCAACUUUUCUAUUUGUGUUCUUUUUUAUUCUUCUCUCCCUCAUUGUUCAUUUUAAUCUUGCUUUUGAAGCAAAUCAAGUUAAACAAAACAGAUCAGUCAUUAACAGAAUGUUAUUAUUCUAUAUAUGUAUAUCUCCUAUUGAGUUUCCUUUCUGUCUCUGCCAAUUUUUUCUAAGCUUGGACCUCGAUUCCAUUAAAAAAUUUUCAAUAUGUGUUCUCAUCAAGCAAUGAAACGAGCUGUAUAAAUUACUCUCACCA
Molecule: messenger RNA, 1880 nt
Organism: Camelina sativa (false flax)
Lineage: Eukaryota; Viridiplantae; Streptophyta; Magnoliopsida; Brassicales; Brassicaceae
Product: actin-12
Source: RefSeq, a predicted model, not a curated record